Messenger RNA from Aspergillus sclerotioniger CBS 115572, 3976 nucleotides. RefSeq lists its product as uncharacterized. Gene Ontology annotation, biological process: nucleoside metabolic process. Gene Ontology annotation, cellular component: kinesin complex. The transcript is spliced from 5 exons. NCBI's taxonomy places the organism in Eukaryota, Fungi, Ascomycota, Eurotiomycetes, Eurotiales, Aspergillaceae. The coding region runs from base 1 to 3561 and encodes 1186 amino acids. The record is from RefSeq and is a predicted model, not a curated record. Gene Ontology annotation, molecular function: catalytic activity; protein binding.
AUGGCGGCCCAGACCCCCUCGGCUCACCAUGAUUAUACGGUCGGAUGGAUCUGUGCCUUGCCCAUCGAGAUGGCCGCUGCUCAGGCCGUCUUGGACCAAGUCCACGGACCGUUGCCCGUGCAGCCGACCGAUCACAAUGCCUAUACACUCGGCGCCAUUGGAGAACACAAGAUCGUGAUUGCGUGCUUGCCAAGCGGCGCUUAUGGCACAACAUCGGCCACCUCGGUAGCCAUGCAGCUAUUGUCAACCUUCCCCUCCAUUCGCUUUGGUUUCAUGGUCGGGAUUGGCGGAGCGGUCCCAAGCAAAGAUGCUGAUAUCCGCCUUGGGGACAUCGUGGUCAGCAAUCCAACCGACACGCAUGGAGGCGUGGUGCAAUACGACUACGGGAAAUCCUCGAGCGGCGGUGGCUUUCGGCGGACUGGCAUGCUCAACCAUCCGCCCCGGAUUCUUUUAACGGCCUUCUCGAAGCUGAGGGCAACUCAUCUUCUGCGAGGCAGCCAGUUCAUGGACUUCCUUGCCGAUCUCCAUCACAAGAAUCCUCAGCUAGCGGUGGACUUUGCUCGUUCAGCUCUACAGGAUCAUUUGUACCGCGCUGAUUAUGACCAUGAAGAUCUCACCUCCAAAGCCUGCAGAGAGUGUGAUGCCACGCAAACCGUUUCUCGGCCUUCUCGAACCCUAGAUACACCGGUAAUUCAUUACGGACUUAUUGCAUCGGGCAACCAAGUGGUGAAGAACAGUAGACUGCGAGAUAAACUGGGCCAGGAGUUGGGCGUAUACUGCGUGGAGAUGGAAGCCGCGGGGUUGAUGAAUAGCUUCCCUUGUCUGGUAAUUCGCGGCAUUUAUGACUAUGCUGACUCCCACAAGAAUAAAGAAUGGCAGGGAUACGCUGCUGUCAAUGCCGCUUCUUAUGCCAAAGCUUUACUUGCGGUGGUGCCAGCGUCGGACCGCCAGAUGGUUCGAACUCUCCAAGAAGCUGCGGCUGAUGGCAACUUUCAAGUCCCAUUCGAGUUGACCAAGGUUCCUGCCGUGAGCAAGUUCAUUGGUCGUACGGCAGAUCUUGACCGGCUCUGGGGUCUCUUGCAACCCGAUGCCUCAAAUUUGCGGAAAGUGGUAGUCCUUCAUGGUAUGGGUGGUUUGGCCAUUUUUUGGAUCAAUGGUCAGGAUGAAAACAUCCUCAUUCGCUCUCUCGCAGAUAUCGCCGCACGACUCCGCGAUAUGUCAAUACAGCUGACUGCCAUCAAGGACACGAAGCCUGAAGACACGAAGCAGGACGCACAGCAGGUCCUCAAUUGGCUGUCACAGGAGGGCAACUCUAAGUGGCUGUUGAUCUAUGAUAACGUGGACCAAUCUCCCCUCCAUAACAGUCUCAAUGAGCAAGGAGGAGCAUAUGAUAUUCAUAAAUACAUCCCUUCUGCAGACCACGGCUCCGUCAUAAUCACCACACGGUUACAGAAGUUGGCAGAGCUCGGCACAUCAUCAUACCUACUACAGCGGCUACCCUUCAUAUAUCGGCUGGAUGGCCUACCUCUUGCUCUUGCACUUGCUGGCUCCUACAUCCACAGUUCAGGAAUGAGCUAUUCGAGUUAUAUGAGUCAUUACAACCAAGCGUGGUGCGACCUUCAAGCAGCAGCAGAAGCGCCCAGAGAGUACUCUAAUGGAAACAUGCUGACUGCAUGGGCGCUCUCCUAUCAUGAGGUCAAGAAAGGGUUUCCAUUAGCAGCACAGUUUCUCUAUCUUCCCUCAUUCCUCCAUCAUGAUGAGAUUCAAUUUUUAAGAACCAUCAAAGUGCUGGUCGACUUUUCACUCGUGCAACGACAGUCAGGUCGAGGUGGCUACUCGUUGCACCCUGUAAUCCAAGAGUGGUGCCAGUAUGAGCUCCCCAGGAUUUAUACAGAUCUUAAAGAGACAGAAGACAUAACUUGGUGUAUUGCUACUGCUGCUAUAGGCUAUAGUGUGUCGAACUCAUCAGAAAGAAGUUACUGGGAUUUACAACACAGACUUCUUCCACAUGCAAGUCGAGUCUGUCAGUUGGUGAAGUACGAACUGGGAUCAUCCCAGUAUCAUCAAGUGCUUGCUGCAGUUCACAACCUUGGGCGCCUUUACUGGAACCAGGGCAAGCACAAAGAGGCUGAGAAGCUAUACCAGCAAGUCCUUGCUGGACGCGAGAGGGUUCUCGGCCCAGAUCAUAUAUUCACUCUCGAUACUGUCCACAACCUCGGGGUUGUUUAUCAUGACCAGGGAAACUUGAGAGAAGCUGAGGAAAUGUACCAGAGAGUAUUGGCAGGAUAUCAAAAGGCUUCAGGAUCGAGUCAUAUCCCCAAUCUUCAUACUGGCCAGCUUGAUACUAUCCAGAAUCUUGGUAGCCUCUACUGCACCCAAAAGAGAUUGGAGGAGGCGGAGCAGAUGUGCCUGCAAGCGCUUGCAGGCUAUGAAAGAGUCCUAGGUCCUAGUCAUACCUCCACUCUUGAUGCAAUUCACAACCUUGGAAAUGUCUACUGGUCUCAACAGAAGCUAGACGAGGCAGAGCAGCUAUACCUACAAGCCUUGGAAGGUAAAGAGAAUGCCCUUGGUCUUAACCACACCUCUACGCUCGACACUGUUCACAAUAUUGGGGUUGCUUAUUAUGACCAGGGAAAGCUACAAGAGGCAGAGGAAAUGUACCAACAAGCAUUGAGUGGUAAAGAGAAAGCCUUUGGCCUCGAACAUGUCUCUGUUCUUGACACUGUCUUUAAUCUUGGGCGUCUGUAUUGGACUCAGUCUAAGUUAGAACAAGCCGAGCAGAUGUACCAGCGGGCAAUGACGGGAUGUGAGAAGGUCCUGGGUCCAGACCACAUGUCUACUCUUCACACAGUCCAUAAUUUAGGGGUACUCUACUCUGCUCGAAACAUGCUGCAGGAGGCUGGGAAGAUGCACCAGCGGGCACUAACUGGCUAUGAGAAAGCUCUUGGUCCGGAUGACAUUUCGACCCUUGACUUUGCUCAUAAUCUUGCCGUUCUUUAUUGCAAACAGGGAAAGUCGGAAAAGGCAGACGCCAUGUUAAAACGAGUGUUGUCUGGUAAGAAGAAGGUCUUGGGUCCGUCCUGUCCGUCUGUGCUUGCUGUUAUCAAUAAUCUUGGAAACCUCUACAAGCAGCAAGAACGGCUAGACAAAGCAGAAGAGAUGUACCAGUAUACACUUGAUGGUUGGCUGAAGAUGUUUGGCCUAGAGCACCCCUCGACUCUGGGGAUUUUGAAUAAUCUUGGUAUCCUCUACCAAGACCAAGGCAGGGUAAAGGAGGCUGAAGAGAUGUACCAAGAAGCACUUGCGGGCUAUGAGAAACUGGCUGGCGUGGAGGAUAUAUCCACAAUCGACACUGUUUUGAACCUUGGGGAUGUUUACAGAGAUCAGAAUCGGUUACGAAGAGCCAGGGGAAUGUACGAGCGAGCACAUGCAGGCUACGAGAAAACAAUGGGACCAGAUCAUGAACUGACCCGAGAAGCCGCUGACAGAGUACGGCUAACAGUUGGACCCUCAAAGUCACGCUUGCGAGAGGUGAUAUUUGGCCACUUCCACCGAAGCUAGCCCUCUGUUCCUAUUUACUAGUUGAGUAUGGUCUUUCACAACUCCAUGUCUCCUCCUGUGGCUCAAGUUUCACUACUUUCGUGGCGGUCCGCGUUCUCAUCGGAGUUGGGGAAAAGACUCGUUCAGGGCCCGCAUCUCCAACCAAACUUAACCUACAGGUCGAAACGAAGUUCGUCGUGGCGGUCUUUACUCUGCUGCUCGGUGAUAGCGUGGUCUGAGAUUUUCUCGGCGACCAUGACUGCAUCAGGUCAAUACCAGGCCUCUGGGUCAACUAUGGGGAAUCAAAACUUACAGGCAGUAGCGAGAGGCAAAGCGGGGGGCAAGAAAGGGAAGACUGAAACAUCCACAACUCUCACUGCGAGGGAAAGAGGCAACAGGUCAGUCUACUAGGACGUUAAAUUUUCAGCCGAGGAGC